AUGUAUAGAGAGAGUAGGCAGAGUGAUAGUAACCCUAGUAGCAUUAAAAAGAAAAUUCCACCUUUUCAGGGUAGAAACGAUCUGGAAGCCUACUUAGAUUGGGAGCGAAAAGUAGAUCAAGUUUUUGAUAUACAUAGGUAUUCCAAGGAGAAAAAGGUGAAGUUGGUUGUUGUAGAAUUCACUGAUUAUGCUAGCAUUUGGUGGGACCAGUUGUUGAAAAGUAGACGUAGGAGCUUGGGUAGACCCAUAGAUACUUGGGAUGAUAUGAAGAGUGUAAUGAGGCAGCAUUUUGUUCCUAGUCACUACCAUAGGGAUUUACUUAAGAAGUUACAAGGGCUUAGGCAAGGGACCAAGAGUGUGGAGGACUAUCACAAGGAGAUGAAGAUAGCCAUGAUUACGGCUAAUAUAGAAGUAGAUAGGGAAACCAUUAUGGCUAGGUUUUUAAAUGGGAUGAAUAGGGAAAUAACAAAUGUUGUAGAGCUCCAACACUAUGUUGAGCUAGAAGAUUUGGUACAUAUGGCGAUGAAGGUAGAAAGACAAUUACAGCGUAAAGAUAAAAAGGAUGUAGUUUCCUAUUCUAGUCUUGGGAAACCGAGUGUGUCAAAGAAAGAUGAUAUGCCACCUUUUAAGCCAAAAACUGAGCACUCUAAACCUAAGGGAGAGGAGUCUAGCAGAGAAAUGUCUAGUAUUAAACCCGAACCAUCGAAGAGGAACAGUGAGAUAAAAUGUUUUAGGUGUUUGGGUAGGGGUCAAAUAGCUUCCCAAUGUCCUAACAAAAGAACCAUGGUGUUGAGAGAGGAUGGUGAAUAUGAGACAGAGGAAGAGUCUAGUGAUGAGUCUAUGCCACCAAUAGAGGAUGCUAGUGAUGUAGAGUUGGAGUAUGCACUAGAGGGUGAGGCAUUAGUGUCUAAAAGAGCUUUGAGUUUACACUAUAAGAAAGAAAAUGACGAGCAAAGAGAGAAUAUUUUCCAUACUAGAUGUCAUGUGAAAGGGAGACCAUGGCAAUAUGAUAAAAAGGUGACAUAUGACGGAUUUAAGAAUAGAUACUUUUUCAUGAUGAGCCAUAAACUCAUCACACUUGUACCAUUGUCACCAAAGCAAGUUUUUGAGGAUCAAGAGUUUGAAGAUGUAUUCCCUAAGGAGAUUUCUGAUGGACUACCUCCAAUUUGUGGGAUCGAGCACCAGAUCAACUUCAUACCUGGAGCGGUGAUACCCAACCGACCAGCCUAUAGAAGUAAUCCCAAGGAGACAAAAGAGCUUCGAAUGCAAGUGAAGGAGUUGAUGAAGAAAGGAUACGUGAGAGAGAGCAUGAAUCCAUGUGUCGUACCAGUGAUUCUAGUGCCUAAGAAUGAUGGGACAUAG
Messenger RNA from Mangifera indica (mango), 1362 nucleotides. RefSeq lists its product as uncharacterized. Bases 1 to 1362 code for a protein of 453 amino acids. The transcript is spliced from 3 exons. The record is from RefSeq and is a predicted model, not a curated record. NCBI's taxonomy places the organism in Eukaryota, Viridiplantae, Streptophyta, Magnoliopsida, Sapindales, Anacardiaceae.